Molecule: messenger RNA, 5118 nt
Organism: Ylistrum balloti
Lineage: Eukaryota; Metazoa; Mollusca; Bivalvia; Pectinida; Pectinidae
Product: myotubularin-related protein 9-like
Exons: 15
Coding region: 95-1780 (561 amino acids)
Biological process (GO): negative regulation of autophagy
Source: RefSeq, a predicted model, not a curated record
UGGAGGAAAUAUUAUAAGAUGGUCCAGCACUUUUGACUUCCUGCUUCUCAGCCAAAGUAUCAGCGAUACGUUCCCAACUGGGUGAUAACCAGACAUGGAGUUUGCUGAGUUCAUUAAGAAACCUAUGGUAAACAAUGUGGUAUUGUGGAAGCCAUUCCGUAAAUCUGUAGAAGGGACUCUCUGUAUCACAGGACACCACCUCAUUCUGUCAUCAAGGAAGGACAACAAAGAGGAAUUAUGGCUGCUACACAACAAUGUUGACAGUAUUGAAAAAAAGUUGUCUCAGCCAGGUGGAAUCCUCUCGCUGAAGUGUAAAGAUUUCACUCUUGUUGCCCUGGAGUUUCAGUCAGCAGAGGACUGUCUGAAUGUCGGAGCAUCGGUAGAACAGCUGUCCAAUAUUGAUGACUUGACUUUGAGCUACCCAUUUUUCUAUCGUGCCAUGUUUGAGCCACUGGAAGAUGGAUGGCAGGCAUUUCUCCCAGAGAAUGAGUACACUCGUUGUAAGGAAUGCUCAGAGGAUUGGAGGCUUAGUUACGUCAACAAGGAUUAUUCGGUAUGUCCAUCAUAUUCACAUGCAGUUAUUGUUCCCAAGACAGUUGAUGAUGAAACUCUUGUGAAAGCGGCACAAUUUCGUCAACAUGGCCGAUUUCCGGUUCUGAGCUAUUACAGUAAACAAACAAAGGCAGUGAUGAUGCGGAGUAGUCAGCCCUUGACAGGCCAGAGCAAUAAGCGUUGUCGGGAAGAUGAAAAACUUGUCAACUCUGUCCUCGGCAUCGGCAAGCGUGGUUACAUAGUGGAUACACGAUCUUCUAGUGCAGCAAAGUCAGCCCAAAGCAAAGGUGGUGGUUAUGAGCCAGAAGCACACUACUCUCAAUGGAGAAGAAUUAACCAGCCCAUAGAACGUCGACAACAUUUCCAUGAGUCUCUGAUCAAACUAAUGGAAGCCUGCAAUGACAAUGGUGCGAGUAUGGACAAGUGGCUAUCUAAACUGGAGUCUAGCAACUGGCUCACCAACAUCAAAGACAUCCUUACCUGUGCUUGUACUGUAGCUCAGUGUAUGGAUUCUGAGGGAGCUUCUGUGCUGGUCCAUGGAUCAGAAGGACUAGAUACUACACUUCAAGUUACCUCCCUUGUCCAAUUGAUCCUUGAUCAUGACUGUCGCACCAUUAAUGGGUUUGAGGCAUUAGUGGAGCGAGAAUGGCUUCAAGCUGGUCACCCUUUCGGUGAUCGAUGUGCUAAGUCUGCAUACGCCACAACUAAGACUCGCCAGGAGUCGCCAGCAUUCUUACUGUUCCUAGACUGUGUCUGGCAGAUCUGGCAACAGUUUCCUUGUUCCUUUGAAUUUACUGAAGAUUUUCUCAUCUUGCUUCUACAACAUGCUUAUUCCUCGCAGUUUGGUACAUUCCUGUGCAAUAAUGAAAGGGAAAGAAAGCAUUAUCGCUUAUCAAAGAAAACUGUUUCUCUGUGGACCUAUUUAGCUCGACCAGAAGUAUUGGGUAGUUUCCUCAAUCCCAUGUAUGAUCCAAAUCCACGAGUCAUCUGGCCGUCUGUUGCCCCACAAAGUUUGAGUUUAUGGGCAGGACUAUACCAGCGAUCAAUAAUCAACCAAUCAAGGCAGAAGGAGGCGUGGCAAGAAAUCACAAAGAUUAGGGAGUACGACAAAGAACUGAGGUCAAAGGUUACAAAACUUCGAAGGCAAUUGGCAUCACUUGAGCGGGAGGCUGUGGGAGCGGGAGUGAUCAUGCCGGCUGGACUGGAUGUAGACUGUACCAUAGAUUAGAGAGGUUGUGAAAGUAGCAAAACAUGGACCAAAAAUGUCAGCCGUAAUAGCUAGAGAACUUCCAAGUAGCAUUUAUCAAAUCACAAGAAAUCUGUAGUUGUAGAUGUCAAAAAAUUGCCCAUCUGAAAACCAGAUUGACGGACUGAAUUUGUUUACAUUAUUACAAAAGUUUCACAAUAUUUCUAUUUGGUCACCAUUUCAAUUAGCAUAGUAGUAAUUUUAGUUUGCCUAACCCAAUAGUUUUUUUAUGAAAGACAAAUUUGCUUCUUGUUUGUGUGUUUUUUUUUUAAUUAGCUCAAAAUCAAAUUAAAUUUGAGAUCAAAAGUGGUUUUCUUUAGAUAUUCAAUUAUCUGUCAUUCUUAUUGUGAAACAAGAGACGCUUCAUCCUUAAUGUUAAUUUAGCCUGUUAUAAGGUUAUGGAUUUGUGAUAAAGACAGUGAUCCUAUUGUCAGUUUUUAUCACCAUCCUGCUAUUGAAUCCACUUUCACUGGUAAUAUUGUUCAAUUUUAGAAUUACAAGAACAGUAGAUUUUGUAAAUGAGAUAUACAAUUCUUCCUGUUCGGCGCUCUAACAUCUAGUGUAAAUGAAUUUUUUUUAAUCAAUUUUGGUUUUUGCCCCUAUUGGUUCCCCUUGGAGUUUUGUUGCCAAAUAUGGUUAAAUUCUGCACAGUGGUUUUGAAAGAGAAACAGUUCCAAACAGCAAAUGGCGAUACAUGGAACAUGAUGACAGUAGGUCAUUCUAACCAUUUAGGUCAAAUGAUGUAAAGACUACGAGAUAUUGGUGUAUAUGGUAAUUAUUAAUUAUGUUACAUGGCUACAGUUACUAGUAUUGAUGACUUCAAACAGUAAUUUAGAAAUGAAGGACAUCUUUUUACUCUCUAGAUAGACAUUGAUAAACAUCAUUGGUUUUGAAUUGUUAGUAGUCGCCUGUGUGUAAUUGUGAUAGCUCAGGUUAGUGACAUGCUGUGUGUUUGAUUACUUUAAAGCGUUACAUUCCUAAGAUCCAUGCAAUUUCACAACAAAAAAUAUUCGCACUUUAAUCCAUUCAACAGGACUGAGUAACGAUAUUAAUGGUUUUUAGAAGUAUUUUGAAAAGAAAUCCCAUCGGUCAUAUUUCACUAUCAUUUCAAAAUAAAUUUCAUGCUUAGUUAAAGUUUGAGUAUUGCUGAAAGCUAAGUUGUAUAUAGUCAUUUCUUAUGUCCAUUCAAGGUCAGUUUAGAUAUUACCUGUGUAUAGACAGGUCACACAGUUUUUACAAUGGAAACUAUUAGUCCUUUUUGGUAGUACAGGUGAGAGACUUCUGGUAUAUAUGACAAUAAGCCCAUACUUGUUAAUUAGCCUACCCAUACACAAUGUUUUCAAUGGUAUAACCAAAAGGUUAUCCAGAAUUAGAUUUGGAGUUCAUAUGGUGGCUCGAAGAUUCAAUAUGGGAGGAAUUAAACAGGAAUACAACAUUUUAUUUCAUGAUCAAUGUGUUACUCGGUGAUUGAAUUGAAUCAAAAAUGGCGCAACCAAAUGACUGUUCGAUUUUGUCCUCCAUAUUUUGAUUUAAAACCCUGUCAAAACUGGUUUUUCAUGGUUAUGUCAUAAAAAAUAUCUUUUUAUUUUAUAACACUCUUUUCAAAGUUUAAAUUUUUGAACCUAACUGAAAAAAACUUCUAAGACUUCUAUAAAUUAUCAUGAAAUGAAAACUUGUUGAAUAUCCAAUAUUGCAACCUCCUAAGUGACAGUUUGACAAAUGAACUAAUUAUGAUGCUGUCUGUCAUAACCCUGGCCUUAGUUAUAUAACCCUGACCCCUGACCUUAGUUACAUAACCUUGACCUUUAGUCUUAUAACCCUGACCAAAGUUACAUAACCCUGGCCUUAGUUAUAUAACCCUGACCCCUGACCUUAGUUACAUAACCUUGACCUUUAGUCUUAUAACACUGACCAAGGUUACAUAACCCUGGCCUUAGUUAUAUAACCCUGACCUUUAGUCUUAUAACCCUGACCUUGCUUACAUAACCUUGACCUUUAAUCUUAUAACCCUGACCAAAGUUACAUAACCCUGGCCUUAGUUAUAUAACCCUGACCUUUAGUCUUAUAACCCUGACCUUAGUCUUAUAACCCUGACCAAAGUUACAUAACCCUGGCCUUAGUUACAUAACCCUGGCCUUAGUUAUAUAACCCUGACCUUUAGUCUUAUAACCCUGACCUUAGUUACACAACCCUGAUCUUAGUUAUAUAACCCUGACCUUAAUUACAUAACCCUGACCUUAGUUACAUAACCCUGACCUUAGGUAAUGUUCUACCUAUUUUCUAUGCUUUGGUUUCCUAUAGUAAAGAUUGUAACACACACAUAUACAUGAUAUUCACAUCAAGUUUCUAAUACUACUCUAUCAAUUGAUCAUAACAUUUAAUUUCAUAAAUCUAAUGUUUAUUUUCUCUGUAUUGAACACUCCAGGUUGUUCUAAGUUUUGACACAGAGGUUACGAUGAUUGACAGAAUACUUGUUUUCAUGUCUCGGCAUGUAAACAUUGUACUAGUAGCUACUGGGGAUGUGCAAUACUCUAUAUUGAUAUCUUUAUAUUGUAACAAUGCUGGCCAUUUGUGAUGUUUAAAGUAAAGCUAUAAGCCAGGCCACACAUAUCACCAGUAUAUUUACCUGGGUACACAUUAAAUUGCAUUUUUUAAAUCAAUGUCAUAUAAAAGUCAGAUACCGUUGUUAUUUUGGUCCAAUAACUUUGUUAAUCAAAAGACACUCACUGGUCAAAAGCGAUUUAUUUUUUCUGAAGUUCAAAUUUUCAACAACCAUUUUGCCAAAAGCAUAAAGGAUGCGUUCCUAUAAAACAUAAAAUAGCCUGGUUUACUCACAAUAUUUUAUGUGGAUUUAUUCUGUUCUUGAAAAUGGCAAAAAUAAGCCCAUCAAAAAAUGAAACCACAAGACAUGGCUGAUAGUACAGAUUCUUAAACCCGAUUCUCAUCCACACAGAAAAUGGGAUUUUAAUAAAGUUCUCACAUCCAAACUUGUGUUCUCAUAAUCCUGACAUAAAUAUCCUUCAUGUCUUUUUACUGAACAUUGGCCAUUGAUUAUUUCAUCUCUUAGAUUUGAACUUAUUUCUGUAAAAAGAAAGGUAGUUAAAUGGUACCUGUAAGUACAUUUGUUUGUACAUUUUUUUUGUAUAGCCAGGGUUCUGACUAUCGAUACAUAAAAUAUAAAAUGGCUGAUAGAUAGAACCCAUCUGAGUAAUCAUAGGCGUAUACUGGUGAUAUGGCAAAGUAAGGCCUGUUGGUUGUUUACAUUGCUAUUUAUGUAAUUAAAUAUGUUUAAUGUCAAGAUGUGCUCUAUGGAAUUAAAA